Messenger RNA from Archocentrus centrarchus (flier cichlid), 4208 nucleotides. RefSeq names its product ral guanine nucleotide dissociation stimulator-like 1 (gene rgl1). The coding region runs from base 190 to 2646 and encodes 818 amino acids. The transcript has 18 exons. Gene Ontology annotation, molecular function: guanyl-nucleotide exchange factor activity. Gene Ontology annotation, cellular component: plasma membrane. Gene Ontology annotation, biological process: Ras protein signal transduction. The record is from RefSeq and is a predicted model, not a curated record. NCBI's taxonomy places the organism in Eukaryota, Metazoa, Chordata, Actinopteri, Cichliformes, Cichlidae.
CGGUCUGCAACCACACUGAGAACCACACUGAGAAGAGAGGAGGACAAAUCUGGUAUAAGUUUAUCCUGAAGAAAAACAUUCACUUCGCCACAGAUCACAAAGUUCCAGAUUCUGCUGCUGAAGACGUCUCCAUCCACCCUGCCGUCCAGACUGGAGUAUGAUCUGCUAUCCUUGUCACCCCUGCCGCUGAUGCAGGCGAUCAGCAUGAUCUCUCACUACCCUCUGGCCACCUUACUACCCUGGCCUACAGGUUCUUACCAUCACCACUACCCCGACCUGGACUGCACCUUACUGCUGGAGGGGGAGGGAGGGGUUGCCCUGCAGAGGUACCAGCCUCGCUCCCCGGAGAGCAGCCCACGACACUGGAGCUCAGUGCAGGACUGGGGGGAGGAAAUUGAGGACGGAGCCAUCUACAAUGUGACACUGAAGAGGGUCCAGAUUCAGCAGGCGGCCAAUAAGGGGGCAAGAUGGCUGGGGGCGGAAGGUGAUCGCCUACCUCCUGGCCACACAGUGAGCCAGCUGGAGACCUGCAAAAUCCGAAGCAUUCGUGCUGGAACACUGGAGCGACUGGUGGAGACAUUAUUGACGGCGUUUGGAGACAACGACCACACCUACACGUCCAUCUUCCUCUCCACCUACAGAGCCUUCGCUAGCACACAAACUGUGCUGCAGCUCCUGCUAGACAAGUAUGGAAGUAUGGAAGAAAAGAAGAAAGACACGGACAGAUGCCAAGGCUCUGAAACCAAUGGAGCCAUCAGAAAUGCUUUGGCUUCUAUCCUUCGUGCCUGGCUUGAUCAGUGUCCUGAAGACUUCCAGGAGCCUCCGGACUACCCCUGUCUACACAGAGUAAUGGACUACUUACACAAAGUUCUGCCAGGCUCAGAGGCUCUUAGAAGGGCAGAGGGUCUGUUGGAGCAUCUGCAGGCUCAGGCCAGCAUGGAUGACAUUGAGGCUGGUUUCCACAGCAACAGUUCAUAUAGCCUGAUGGAAGAAGAGGAAGUGGAGAGUGAGGUCCAGGAGGACUUCCUGUCAUUUGAUGCUGACCUGGUGGCCGAGCAACUGACCUACAUGGAUGCGGUGCUGUUUAAAAAGGUUGUACCCCAUCAUUGCCUGGGCUCUGUGUGGUCUCAGAGGGAUAAGAAGCACAACAAGCACAGCGCUCCUACCAUCCGUGCCACCAUUACACAGUUCAAUGCUGUUGCAGCCUGCGUGGUCAGCACAAUACUGAAACACAGACAGCUCAGACCGCAUGUCAGAGCGCGGAUCAUCCAGCGCUGGAUAGACAUUGCACAGGAGUGCAGAAUACGUAAAAACUUCUCAUCCCUGCGAGCCAUUGUGUCGGCACUGCAGUCCAAUCCUCUGUACAGAUUGAAAAGAGUAUGGGCCUGCGUGCACAAAGACAGCAUGCAGAUAUUUGAGGAACUCUCAGACAUUUUCUCGGACCACAACAACUACCUGACCAGCAGAGAGCUACUCAUGAGGGAAGGUACUUCAAAGUUUGCCAGUCUUGAGAGUUGUGCCAAGGAUCACCAGAAACGUACCCACAAGAGACUACAGCUGCAGAAGGAAAUGGGAGCAAUGCAAGGAACGAUACCCUACUUGGGGACUUUUCUAACUGACCUGACCAUGUUGGAUACAGCCCUGCCUGACCUAGUGGAGGGUGGUCUGAUCAACUUUGAGAAGAGACGCAGGGAGUUUGAGGUGAUCGCUCAGAUCAAGCUGCUCCAGUCGGCCUGUAACAGCUACUGUCUGACUGCAGACCCAGCUUUCCUUCGCUGGUUUAAGAGCCAGCUUCAGCUCAGCGAGGAGGAAAGCUAUGCCUUAUCUUGUGAGAUUGAAGGGCUUGGUGACGGCAGCCCAACUUUACCCAAACCUCGAAAAAGCAUGGUGAAGAGGCUUAGCUUGCUUUUUCUUGGAACAGACAGUAAUUCAGCCAGUUCUCCAGUCAGAGAGACGCCACGCUCGCCCCCUACUGGCAGCUCAGGAGAGAGCAUGGACUCAGUCAGUGUGUCUUCCAGUGACUCCAGCAGUCCAUCGGACAGUGAGGGACUCGCCACCCCAACUCACACCUCCGACUCCCAGCAAAACAAGCUAUCAGAAUCAUCCUCCUGUACUUCACUUCACUCUAUGGACACAAACUCAUCAACAGCCAGUGUCUCCAUGAUUAAUACAUCUCCCUGCCUCCCUGGGCCUCCCUGUAUGCACAGACGCUCCAUCUCCCUCACACCCCUGUCUCCUAGUUCCCCGAGUCAAACUCUGACCUAUAACACCCAGGCCCAGGAUGCAUGCAUCAUAAGAGUCAGUCUGGAACAUGGCAAUGGGAAUCUGUACAAGAGCAUACUGCUGACCAAUCAAGAUAAGACCCCGGCUGUAAUUGCUAGAGCAAUGGCAAAGCACAACCUGGAGGUGGAGCCGGAGGAAGGAUAUGAGCUGGUGCAAGUCAUCUCAGAGGAGAGAGAACUGGUGAUUCCAGACAAUGCUAAUGUUUUUUACGCCAUGAACACAUCAGCUAACUUUGACUUCCUGCUGCGGGUGCGAGGCUCAGCAGGUCGGCCCGUGCAGCUGCGUAGCCGGUGUAGUUCCACACUCCCACGCACCCAGCACCGCUCAAGCCUCUCGCUUAGACUCAGCAAAGUCACGUUGUGACCCUGGACUGCAGUGACCCAGCCCUUUCAGCACCAACCCAAGGCAAAACAUGAUGGAUGGAAAUAUAAAUGGAUGGGAAGCUCUGUAUGAUCCAAGGUGGAUCCCAAUGAGCUUUCAGACUCUUUGAAUCUCAUCCUGCCAGUCAGAUCUCAACCUGAACUGUGCCAUCCCUUGCCCAGCCUUAAUAUGGUCCAUGGAUGUGUAACGUGACUGCUGUGCUGGACGGAUUAAACUGUUGUAAUACCUGUGACCAAGUGAAACAGGGACCCCAAGUGGCCAGAAGUCUGUACAACAACAGAUUUUUUUUUUUUUUUUUGCACAUAUUAUGGGAGCAGCCAAACUCCUGACCUCUAACAGUAUUCUGAUAUUGAACGAACUCUUUAAUGUCCUGUGAUGUAUGUGUAGCUCAAGCUUUACUUUCUUCCUAAUAGAGUGCUGAAUGCAGAAAUAGAAGAUGGCCGGUGGAAUAGUGGAAGGAGAUGUGGACUGUUGCCUUUUGUUCAUGAAUGAAUGGACCUCUAACAGUAUUCUGAAUGAUAUUAAUAAUUGACAGAAGCUGUGAUGCCAUUGUUUUCCCUAGUCAGACAGCUACGUCUGGCUCGUGCACUGUGUGUGUGUGUGUGUGUGUGUGUGUGUGUGUGUGUGUGUGUGUGUGUGUGUGUGUGUGUGUGUGUUCUGCACCAUAUUGUGAGCUGUGUGACGAAUGCAGCAUUUUGUGCAUUCCGAUUGGUUCCAGAACUUGGUUUUAUCAAGUCCUUUGCAAAUAUUGAAAUGGCCUUACCUGCCCUAUCUUUUGGGGGUAAAGAGAAUUUUGGCUGCUUUCUAAUCUACAAAGAUGCUCAGAUCUACAGAAAAGAUGAGUUGUACCAGAAAAGGAACGUAUUUGUACCUCUUUUCCCUUCAUUAUAUGAACUAUAGUGUUGCACUUGACAGUUGGUAGCAGAUGCCAAUGGGAUGUGAAUAUAGGAGAGUGAGCAAACUGCCUUGUUAAGUAGUUUACUCCCUCUUCACCAAAUGAGUUACUUUUUUUGUUAUUUUGUUGCUCUUUAUAUGCUUUUGUAACACAGUCCAGGCCAUAAAUAUAUAUAUAUAUAUAUAUAUAUAUAUACCAGAUUGGAGCGUGACAGAGAAUUUCUAACAUAAAUGCUAACUAUGUCAGAGUGUCAUUUAAAACAAACACACACACACACACACACACACACACACACACACACACACACACACACACACACACACACACACACACACACACACACACACACACACACACACACACACACACACACAAAAAGCCAGUGCCAGAUUUUACUGUGAUUAAUUUGUGGGGAUACUUCAUUUCAUUAUACACGCAGAAGCCAAACCCAUUUUAACACAGUAAAAUCCCAUCUGUUCGUCUCACAAACACAUUUCAAAAUUUCACGGCAGUAUCACCAACACUCUUGCUCAAUUGCAGAUAAACACUCAACUUCACGUGAAAAUGUUCUCAUUAAAUCACCCUUCGUGUUUGUUCUCCGCUGCCAAAGACUCUAUCUGAAUAAAUAAAUUAUUAUCACUGUUCUGUC